Messenger RNA from Suillus clintonianus, 654 nucleotides. RefSeq lists its product as uncharacterized. The record is from RefSeq and is a predicted model, not a curated record. Bases 1 to 654 code for a protein of 217 amino acids. The transcript has 3 exons. NCBI's taxonomy places the organism in Eukaryota, Fungi, Basidiomycota, Agaricomycetes, Boletales, Suillaceae.
AUGGAAACAGUUACACCUGCAAACUACAUACCUUUACCUUGUGCGCCUUUAGCCGUGUUUAAUAGCAACACGAGAGACGUGUGUAGCUUGGCUAAAGGAGGAACAAUACCCACUGCCUCUUCCAUUUCAGAACCUUUGAUUGAGAAAACGUUCCGUUCAAGUUCGGACGGCUCUACCUUUUCAGUCUUUGGUCAAUCGGCCUCGCACGCAGGAAGACCAAUAUCCGUCAGUUUGAAGUGUAUUGGCUCCCCAUUUUCCCUGUCAAGUACAUGGGUCACUUCCGAUGUCCAAGAAAAAUUUUUCCAGGCGUUCCAAGCAGAACUGACCAUGCAGGCGGAGUUGAUGGUGACAUCCCUUGCCACUAGGCGUAACAACGCUCAUCUGCGUAACCUUGGUCUGGAUUUGCUCAUCUUGCGGGCAAAGCUAUGCCGCGCCCAAGCUGAGAUGGAGCUCUACAUGAUGGCCUUUGAAAAUUCUCAUGUGUGCAGCUUCUGUGACAAUAGUUUCUCAACGUCCCCAGAUCCGAUUGUUCCACGAUGUCUACCUGAGGAAGUAGACCUUAUCCAGGAUCACGAGGACGAUGAAGACGAGGAUGACGACAGUGAUGGCUCGGGCAGCGAAGACUAUGAUGAUAUCGACGUUUGGGUGCCAUGA